AUGGCUCUCCCACCAAAGUUCUCCGGUCAGCUUCUGGCCUCGGCCUCCAGCAAUGAAGCAAAGCACACCAUCGAGCUUUACUUGGACUAUGUCUGUCCCUUCUCGGCGAAGUUGUUCAAGACCUUCUACAAGAGCGUUGCACCCGUCAUUGAGAAGAAGUACACCAAUCCUGGCGUCCGCGUCAUCUUCCGUCAACAGAUCCAGCCCUGGCAUCCUUCUUCUACCCUCGUUCAUGAAGCCGGUGCUGCCGUUCUGAAGACCGCGCCCAACUCCUUUUGGUCGUUUUCGGAAAAGCUGUUCGAACAACAAAAGGAUUAUUUCGAUGUCAGCCUGGUGAAUGAAAGUCGGAACGAGACGUACAAGCGGCUUGCUAAGCUGGCCGGCUCUGUGGAAGGGGUGGACGAGAAGACCAUUUUGGACUUGUUGUUGGUCCCCGACAAGCCAGACAAGGACGGCGGACUCAACAUCGGGAAUAAGGUCACUGACGACGUCAAGUUCAUGGUCAAGGCGAACAGAGUUACCGGUGUCCAUGUCACGCCAACUGUCCUGUUCAAUGGCGUAGAGGAACGCAGCAUCAGUUCCGGUUGGACGAUAGAGCAAUGGGAGGAGUGGCUGCAAAAGAACGCGAGUUGA
This is a messenger RNA of Fonsecaea nubica, 633 nucleotides long. RefSeq lists its product as hypothetical. The transcript has a single exon. The record is from RefSeq and is a predicted model, not a curated record. Bases 1 to 633 code for a protein of 210 amino acids. Lineage: Eukaryota; Fungi; Ascomycota; Eurotiomycetes; Chaetothyriales; Herpotrichiellaceae.